This is a messenger RNA of Torulaspora globosa, 1116 nucleotides long. RefSeq names its product Scs3p (gene SCS3). Gene Ontology annotation, cellular component: endoplasmic reticulum membrane. Gene Ontology annotation, biological process: lipid droplet organization; lipid storage; phospholipid biosynthetic process. NCBI's taxonomy places the organism in Eukaryota, Fungi, Ascomycota, Saccharomycetes, Saccharomycetales, Saccharomycetaceae. The transcript has a single exon. The record is from RefSeq and is a predicted model, not a curated record. The coding region runs from base 1 to 1116 and encodes 371 amino acids.
AUGCGGGUGUCGUAUUAUAAGUUGUUCACGCUGCUGCUGUGUCCCGCGACUUUGCUUGUAGGACAUUUCCUAUCGUAUAGCAGCUGGUCGGAGGGUUUGGAAGUGCAGACCAGGAAGGAUGGAUGGCUGAAUGCUUUUUUCGUCAAGAGAGGCUGGUUUUGGACUUCGUUGGUCGGAUGGUGGUGUGCUAUCAGGUACAACUCAUUUGGGAGACAGCAGCGUCACUCGCUUGUGAGAUAUCUUGUUCUGACGGUCUGGUGGUAUGUGUUCACGCAGGGACUCUGGUUCGGGAUAGCGCCCAUCAUGGAUCUGAUCUUCACGCUUACGGGCGGCAGUUGCCGGUUCGACGUUUUCGAUGAUUCUGGUAAUCUGAGCUCGUUGUUCCAUGAUUCUAUGUCCAGGAGGGUGAGUUCGUUGAAGAGAAUCUAUGGGUUGUUGAAGGGAAAAGGUGUGGAAGAAACGCCGCUGUUGGCGCAUUCUUUGAACUCGAUCAGAUGUGCUUUGAAUGCGACAGAUUGUCAGGAUAGGAAUAGCAGUGCGGUUCCGAUUGAACCAACAGAGUUGAAUCAGUUUAUCCGAGACUCGCUCUAUGCAAACGGGCCACUGAACACGUCUGCUACGUGCAGGGCGCUUGGCGGGCAUUGGGUUGGCGGACACGACCCAUCGGGCCACAUCUUCCUCAUCACUUUGAUGAUCAUGUAUCUGUUGGGAGAGUUCAAAGUGUUCGGGAAAAAAGCGCUAAGCAGGAUCGCUAGAGGAAAGAAGUACGCAGCCAAAUCUUUUAUUGAUCUCUUCGACAACGGCGCCCUGUGGAACGUAGUCAACAACAAGCCCCGAAAUACGGUGCAUUUCGUGCAAUUGACCGUGGUUUUGCCGCCAUUAGUAUUUGUUAAGGCGCUUUGCCGGUUUUGCGCCCAAAUCAUAAGCUUUGCCAUCCUGGAGAAUCCGAUUAUAUUAUUAGUGGUGCUGUUGAUGAUGUGGUGGUGGAGUUUUUUGGUCACCUCUGUGGUGUUCCAUACUCUGACGGAGCAGAUCUCGGGUCUGAUAUUUGCAUACUUAGUCGCGGGUGCGAUUUAUUGGAAUGAUCACUGGUUCAUUGACAGCGCCAUGCGGUGA